CUCCCUCUUCUCCCCCCCCCCACGCCCUCACACACUCUCUCCUCUACACUAUCCUCUUCUUCACGUUUCUCUCACCUUCGCGCCUCUGUCUAUUUUCCAGAAUCCACUUCCACUUAUAUUCUAUCUCCUCACUACGAACAUGAAGCUCUCCGCUGCUAUUGUUGCUUUGGCUGGCUUGGUCGCCGUCACCUCUGCUCAAGGGCUUGGCGACCUCCCGGAAUGCGCUCAAAAAUGUGCCACCAAAGGCAUUCCCAAGGACUGCGGCAUUGAUGCCAAGUGCAUCUGCACAUCUGCGUCUUUCCUUGAAGCAAUCACCUGCUGCGUGGCUCAGAACUGCACGCCGGCAGAACAGCAAGAAUCCGUUCGUUACGCAAAUAAAAUCUGUGGUACUGUUGGCAUCACCGAUCUCCCGCAGAGCGCCGUCUGCACAACCGGAACUGCCCAGCCAAGCGGCGGCAGCAGCACUUCGGCCUCAGCCAACACCGCUUCUCAGGCCACAGGCGGCUCCACGGGCUCUAGCGCUCCCACAUCCACAGGCGCUUCAUCCAACCCCAACCCGAAUCCUACAAGCGACAACCCUCCUGAAACCCAGACCUCCUCUCCCAACGGGGCUGCGGCUGCUCUUAGCAAUGCCAAUGGUGGUGCCAUCGCUGCCGUCGCCGCUCUGAUCGUGGCCUUCGCAUAAGCACCUCAGCACGCGCCCCCCAUCAUUUCCACAGUCAUGAAAUAUGAAAUGGAACGCGGUUGUAGACCCUUUACUUUUAUUUUAUUUUUUUUUUUCCCUCAAUAUUAAUAACCUAAUUAAUGCAAACGUGACAUGAUGAGCAUGCUUUGUCAUAGCAAUCGCGUGAUAAUGGUACCUAGUGAAUGGGAAAGGCUGGCCGCUGGGGGUUGAAAGGGUUUCAAUUUUUUUACUUUCGAUCAGCAAAUGGUCAAUGCCAGUGUCAUAUAAUUAUUUUUUUCAAAGGCUCUGUUUUAAU
Molecule: messenger RNA, 980 nt
Organism: Coccidioides posadasii C735 delta SOWgp
Lineage: Eukaryota; Fungi; Ascomycota; Eurotiomycetes; Onygenales; Onygenaceae
Source: RefSeq, a predicted model, not a curated record